CAGUGCUUUUUCUCAUUGAUUGGUAGGCGAUGGCAAUUUUAUUGCGUCAUUAUGUUACACUCUAGUUGCCUUCACGACAGAUUAACGCAACCCAUCGGCGCUACUAAAGGGAGGCCAGCCAAGUAAACGCGCUCAGUCUAUGCAUUCUAAUCUGAAUGUGGUGGAGCUAUGAGAAGAGCAGUGCCAUUGGAUUGCAUUCGUCUGUGCCAUAGCUUUUGUAGAGAGACAAGCCAACUAAAUUCACCUUAUAAUAAUCUUAUUAUAAGGCUUCGACUAUUUGUAUUUUACGCAAAUUUGGAUUAAUCUGGAUUGAUCGGAUAUUAGUGACUAUUAUUGUUGAUUAUUAUCCUUUUAUUAUUAUUUCUAUUUGCAUUAUACAUUAUUUUCAACUCCAAAUUGCAACGCCAUAAUUGUCUACUACAGUUUCCAAGCGGAAUGAGCCUGUUUUGUACCUCCUGAGGAUACAAGGCUUGAGUCUGGAUUCAUGUUCGGAAAAAUGAAGUUAAAGUUUUUUUCCGGUGGGCUCUAUACGACCACCUCUAGCCUACAACUCCGUCGGCAGUUGAUAUUGCCAAUUGAAAACGUGAUGCUGUAGCCUAUUGUAGUUCAUUGACGGUAGAAAUGUUAUAAUUGUUUCUCCAUGUGAGACAUUCUCGAAUGUGGAUCACAGAAAACGAUGUAUACCGAGGCGGCUAAUUUAAAUUUCAGCUCGAAUGGAAGCAUCGACGAUCCACUGAGCUCUCUGGAUCAAGAAUGGAACGAGCCCCCGGCGAAAAGACUGUCUCGGACGGGACACCAUGUUAUGUCCGUCUUCCUUGGAUCUAUUAUGGUUUUUGGUUUCAUCAAUAACCUGGUGGUAUUGAUCCUGUUUAUUAAGUUCAAAACUCUGCGGACUCCUGUGAACAUGCUUUUGCUGAACAUCAGCGUGAGUGACAUGCUGGUGUGCCUCUGUGGCACCACGCUCAGCUUCGCCUCCAGUCUACAAGCACGCUGGCUGUACGGGAAGCACGGGUGCAUGUGGUACGGCUUCGCCAACUCUUGUUUCGGAAUUGUGUCGCUAAUCUCGCUGGCCUUCCUCUCCUAUGACCGCUACAGCACCUUAACUGUGUACAACAAGCGGGCCCCCGACUACCGCAAGCCUCUGCUGGCUGUGGCGGGCUCUUGGCUCUACUCCCUGUUCUGGACAGUGCCCCCCCUGCUGGGCUGGAGUAGUUACGGCCUGGAGGGGGCCGGGACCAGCUGCUCGGUCACCUGGACAUCCCAGACUCCCCAAUCUCACUCCUACAUCAUCUGCCUGUUCAUCUUCUGUCUGGGGCUGCCUGUGCUGGUCAUGGUCUACUGCUACGGGAGGCUGCUCUACGCUGUCAAACAGGUGGGGCGGAUCCGUAAGUCGGCGGCGCGGCGGAGAGAGUUCCACAUCCUGUUCAUGGUGAUCACCACGGUGGUGUGUUACCUGCUGUGCUGGAUGCCCUACGGCGUGAUCGCCAUGAUGGCCACCUUUGGACACCCGGGCCUCAUCACCCCCAUCUUGACCGUGGUGCCCUCCAUCAUGGCUAAGAGUAGCACCGUCAUCAACCCCCUCAUCUAUAUACUCAUGAACAAACAGUUCUACAGGUGUUUCCUGAUCCUGUUCCACUGCAAACGGCCCAGUUCUGAGAACGGCGUCUCCUCCAUGCCUUCCAAGACCACCGUCAUCCAGCUCAACCGCCGGGGUCACAGUAACAACGUAGCAGUCACGCCCCAGCUCUCCACCUGCGCCAACCACCAUCCCCACACAGUGGAGUGCAGCACUAACAACCGUGAAGUCACCACCCCAGUCUCCGAACAGACCAGCCCAGACCCCAACCAAGAGAUCACCUCCUGUGGACAGCCGCCUACCCCCCUCACUACCCCCCGAAGCCCUUCUCAACCCACCCCCCCUUUCCCCCACGUGACAAACGCUAUCCAGUGAUCCACUGUGUUAUGAUAGUGUCACCACCGAGAACUCUACAGAGGAUGUGGUGUUAACCCUGACAUUUGUCAUUUGGUGUCGCCCCCGCCCCCAAAAAACGGUCUACACAGUGAUCUCUCAUGUGGCGUCACCCAACAACUCUCCAUAGUGAUUUGUCAUCAUGAAAACGCCUCAGACUACCCAUAAAGUGAUCCAUCAUGAGUCAUUGGGUCACCAGAGAACUCUUCUAUACAGACAGUGACCUAAUCCACAAUGUUACUCAGACAGAACUAUCAAUAUCUUCUACUAACAAAGUGAUCUAUUCCAAGUAGUCAUCACCCCAGAAACUAACCUGUGAUCUAUUAUCUUAUUUAAACAGGAUAUCCCAACUGGCGGCCUACAGGUGGAUUUAUUUGGCCCCGCAAGUUCAUAGCAAAAUACAUAAUAUAUAUUGGAAUUUACAUUGUUCGACGUAAGACUAAAAACACCAUGAAAUCAGCUCCAAUUGAUUUAAAGUUUUGAAAUGAUUAUGCUUUAGUAAAUGUUAUCGGUUUUGGCUUCUACAGCAAUUAUGUUCUGUCCCCCCGCCCAUCCGCUCAAGAAAAAAAUAAAUACGUCGGCCCGCGGCUGAAUCUAGUUGAUGAUCCAUGUAAUAGAAGGUGUGUCAACCGCCCCGACCCAGCUAGAUGGUCAACUGUUACUUUGUCACUCAGUAAAAUGUGUAGAUAUCUUCCUGUCAAGUCUUGCCAUGAGAACGCAACAGUGUGGUGGUGUUUACUUAAAAAUAAAAACUUGUAUUUUUCCUCAACUUUGGUUUUCAUAUUGUUACACGUUACGUCGAUAAUACAACUCUGGGGUCUAAGACUGCAGCGGCUUUAGUGUUGUCAUUACUGUUACAGUACCUAAAAGGCUUUUGUCAUAACUGUUAUACACAGAACCCAACCCGGCUGCGCCAUCGUGCGCUAUGUAUUUUGCCCCCCACACCAAAUGCGAUCACGACACGCAGGUUAAAAUAUCAAAACAAACUCUGAACCAAUGACAUUCAUUUGGGGACAGGUCGAAAAUCAUUAAACAUGAAUGGCAAUUUAGCUAGUUAGCUUGCACUUGCGAGCUAACGUUCAUUUGUCCGAUUUAGCUAGCUUGCUGUUGCUAGUUAAUUUGUCCUGGGACAAACAUUGAGUUGUUAUUUUACCUGAAAUGCACAAGGACCUCUACUCCGACAAUUAAUCCAUACAUAAAACGGCCAACCGAAUC
Molecule: messenger RNA, 3184 nt
Organism: Oncorhynchus mykiss (rainbow trout)
Lineage: Eukaryota; Metazoa; Chordata; Actinopteri; Salmoniformes; Salmonidae
Product: parapinopsin
Biological process (GO): G protein-coupled receptor signaling pathway; visual perception
Cellular component (GO): membrane
Molecular function (GO): G protein-coupled receptor activity
Source: RefSeq, a predicted model, not a curated record